AUGACUUGCAAUCCUCAAUGCCCUGAAAUUAAGGAAAACCUUGAUGGAUGCCCAUUAGAGUAUCGACCUGAUUUGCAGGUCGCUAAAACAUUCAGCUUGGAUGUCAAAGAGGUUAUGAAGGAUCUAAUCCAAAAUGGAAUUUUUGGAAAUAUCAUAGCCUAUGCAGGCGUGAUUGAGUUCCAAAAAAGAGGACUUCCACAUUUGCAUUUACUUGCAAUGUUGAGUGAUGAAGAUAAGCCUCGACUUCAAGAAGUCAUUGACAUGAUGGUAUGGGCUGAAAUUCCUGACGAAGAAAGACAUCCAAAACUUAAUGCAAAAGUUCUGAAGCACAUGAUUCAUGGUCAGUGUGGCAACCAAUCUCAGAGAUAUCCUUGCACUGGUGACGAUGGAAAAUGCUCAAAAGGCUUUCCAAAAGAGUUUUGA
Temnothorax curvispinosus is the source of this 423-nucleotide messenger RNA. RefSeq lists its product as uncharacterized. The coding region runs from base 1 to 423 and encodes 140 amino acids. Lineage: Eukaryota; Metazoa; Arthropoda; Insecta; Hymenoptera; Formicidae. The record is from RefSeq and is a predicted model, not a curated record. The transcript has a single exon.